UCUUCACAGCUGCGUUGUUGUAGGCACAUUAUUGCAAGCAUGGCCGGGGACACUGAAACACAUCUGAGCGACUCUGCCGAAAAUGACAACAUUAUCCGACAAUCAUUCCUUAUCGGUGUGUCCGGAGGCACUGCCAGUGGCAAGUCGUCGGUGUGUGAGAAGAUCAUGGAGCUUCUGGGGCAGAACGAAAUCGACCACCACCAGCGACAGGUAGCCAUCCUCAGCCAGGACAGUUUCUACAGAGAGCUGACUCCAGAACAGAAGGCAAAAGCACUCAAGGGCCAGUUCAACUUCGAUCACCCAGAUGCCUUUGACAAUGAGCUGGUCAUGCAGACGUUGUGGCAGAUCAUGCAGGGGAAGACUGUACAGAUCCCUGUGUACGACUUUUUCACCCAUUCCAGGAAGGAUGAGUUUGUGACUGUGUACCCGGCUGACGUGGUGUUGUUCGAGGGCAUCCUGAUGUUCUACUCCCAGGAGAUCCGAGACCUGUUCCAGAUGAAACUGUUCGUAGACACGGAUGCAGACACACGGCUCUCACGCAGAGUGCUAAGAGACAUAGGUGAACGGGGCAGGGACCUUGAGCAGGUUCUUACUCAAUAUAUCACGUUUGUCAAGCCUGCCUUUGAGGAGUUCUGUCUUCCAACCAAGAAGUAUGCUGACGUGAUCAUCCCUCGUGGAGCAGAUAACUUGGUGGCAAUAAACCUGAUAGUACAGCACAUCCAGGACAUUCUGAACGGCGGACUGACCAAGCGGCACAACGGCUGCAUGAACGGGCACAGCACGCCCGCCCGGCAACGACUGACCUCCGAGUCCAGCAGUCGCCCUCAUUGACCUCUCCUUUAUUGAAGGUGGAGUGUGGUUUAGACCUGUACAUAAUUCCCAAUGGCAUUGCUGUAUUUAAGAUGGAGGAAGGCUACGUCCUGAUUCUCUACCCUUUUACCGGAGUUUGUGCUUGCAGGAGAAGUCCUUUUAUAGGAGAAGGGUGGAGAAUCGGGAUGCAGCCGAAAGAGGAACUACAAUGCCUUCAUUAUUAUUAUUAUUACUACUACUGUUAUUACAGUUACUUUUAUUGUAUUUGUUGGACUUGAUUUGUUUCAGGCGGGGAGAGAGAGAACCUCUGGUUUUUGCAACGAGACCAUGUGUUAAGAAUGAACCCCUUUUCUGUUUUCAUCCGUUUAUUUCAAAUUUGUAUUUAAAAAAGUAUUUCAUAUCGUCUGCUGCAUUUUGGCAGACUGAAUAAAAGAGGGGAAACUGUUGGUGUUGUCCAAUGAAAAUGAAACCCUAAAAUCACA
Messenger RNA from Coregonus clupeaformis (lake whitefish), 1292 nucleotides. RefSeq names its product uridine-cytidine kinase 2b (gene uck2b). Gene Ontology annotation, molecular function: ATP binding; kinase activity. NCBI's taxonomy places the organism in Eukaryota, Metazoa, Chordata, Actinopteri, Salmoniformes, Salmonidae. The coding region runs from base 40 to 831 and encodes 263 amino acids. The transcript is spliced from 8 exons. Gene Ontology annotation, cellular component: cytosol; cytoplasm. The record is from RefSeq and is a predicted model, not a curated record.